AAUAAUCAUGAAGAAAGUGACGGAAUCGAUGAUGAUUUCGUCAUGCCUAUUCAACCAAAGCGGAAAAAAAACGAAUUGGAGAACAGUACGGUCCUUGAUGUAGUUCAUGAUAUUUCCGAGAACACCUCCAGUAAUUACACUGACACUGAGCUACAUAAAGCUGGACAGCCGUUAAAAUCACCAGGAUUCGAGUUUCAAAAAAAGCAGGCGUCAGAGAGGAAAUCAAAAAGGCGUAAAGUUAGCACGAAGAAAAGUGAGAUACCAUUAAGUUCAAAAACUUCUUCCAGCGACGUAUAUACAAACGAAAACUCUGCAAGUUCCACGGAAGACAUUGAUGUUGAAAUCGAUGAUAUUACAAACAUUGAAGAGCAAUUAAAGAAGCAACCUCAUACUGAGGUAAGUAAAGAGAGUUAA
Funneliformis mosseae is the source of this 414-nucleotide messenger RNA. The record is from the annotation of a GenBank genome assembly. NCBI's taxonomy places the organism in Eukaryota, Fungi, Glomeromycota, Glomeromycetes, Glomerales, Glomeraceae.